Anopheles bellator is the source of this 2962-nucleotide messenger RNA. It is a transcript of the gene Moca-cyp, whose product is annotated as peptidyl-prolyl cis-trans isomerase G. The coding region runs from base 489 to 2816 and encodes 775 amino acids. Lineage: Eukaryota; Metazoa; Arthropoda; Insecta; Diptera; Culicidae. The transcript has 5 exons. Gene Ontology annotation, cellular component: intracellular membrane-bounded organelle. Gene Ontology annotation, molecular function: peptidyl-prolyl cis-trans isomerase activity. Gene Ontology annotation, biological process: protein peptidyl-prolyl isomerization. The record is from RefSeq and is a predicted model, not a curated record.
UCUGCGCUUGAGGCUUAGCAGAAAAUAUGCAGCUGCAUUUGAUACUGUGACCCCACGAAGGGAGCCGUAAGCUCUCCUUCGGUGCGAUUUAAUCAAUUUCACCGAUAAGCUUUUCUUCCAGCGCAUGUGUAACCAGAUAGUGGAUAGCACUCUCACAGUGCAUUUAUCGCUUUUGUACCCGUUGUAUUUAUUACAUUUAGUGGCGAAUUGUUUAAUGGCGUCCCAUAGAUCUCGGCCCACGUGGGUGUAGCCGAAGGGUGCAAUCAUGGAUAUCGGAGAUCACCGAUCACGGAUUUUCCCUCAUCCCUCAACCGUUUCAGUUGGCAGACAAAUGUACACACACAUGCAAAGGUGUUUUGAGUAGAUUCUUCCACAUGCGUACCGAUGGUACCGAUGGCCAAUCAGACGCGGUGCAAGCAGCAGGUCGCCAAGGACCACAGUUUGUACCAUCCAGGGGGUACCAAGAGAUCCCGAGAAGACACCCAUGAAUGAGUUUCGAAUUGCCUGACCUGCCCGACCAAAACCCGCUCUGCCACGAAUCAUCCACGCUCUUCCCAAGCAGUCCAUUUGCCAAUCUAUUGUUCUUUCUGUGUUUUUUCUUUCUCUAUUGUAGUACAACGCAACCUGCACCUCAUCUUGACAAUGUUCACGUUGUUUUUGGUCACGUUGUAUCUGGCCAGGACCUAGUGCGCCAACUUGAGCAACUACCGGUCGAUCGCAACUCGCGUCCACUGCAGGAUGCGGUCGUUUCCAACUGUGGGGAGCUGAUUCGCCAGGUGAAAGAAAAGAAAGAAAAAAAGAAGAAAAAGGCAACGGCAUCGAGUGACGAAUCGGUCGACGAGUCCAGUAAGAAGCGCAAGAAGGACAAAAAAAAGAAACGCGAGCGGGAAUCCUCACCUCGGGCGGGAAGGAAAAACGACAUAGAUUCGGUCGAGGAAGGCGAACUGGAGGAUGACGUUCAUCCGAUGGCAACGGUGACAAAGAUAAACCCGGACGAAAUUCCCGAAGUUUCUAACAAAUAUCUGAUGCGUGGCGACGGCAGGCGUCCGACCGGCGAGGACUACGGUGAUCGCAAGCGGGAUGGCGAUCAGAGGGGUGCCCGAGAUCAAAAAGGCUUUGGUUGGUCCAAGAAGCGGGUGCCACUGUCGCGCAGCGGCCGCAUCAUCAAGGGAAGAGGGAAUUUUGUAAGAAUUCGUUAUCGUACACCAUCGCGAUCACGCAGCCGUUCUCGGAGCCAGACACCGAUCCACUGGCGUGCGGCCCAGAAGCGCACCAUCAAGAUGACCGAUCUGGAGAAGUUGGAAGAGGAAAAGCGGCAGCGUGAGGUGGAAAUCAAGCGCCGAGAAGCGGAACGCAAGAAGCGCCACGAAGAGUUGGCCAAGGGUGCGUCCAAAAAAUCGUUCUUCGAACUCAACCAAGAGCCAGUCUCUACGGGAGCCGCACUGACAGCCCAAAGCGAGUCGCCCAACGGCGAAGGCAAAGAGACGCGCCAAGAGCGAGCCAAGUCCGAUGGGUCGGUUGAUAUGAAUGCGCUGGAUUACGAGCAUCAGCCGGCCGAACAGUCGGAUGACACGGAGGGGGAGGAUCAGGCCCAGACAGCAAGCAACAGGAAGAGUGAAACGCUCGCCAAGGCACUCGGCGUGGAGCCAAAGAAGAAGGCAAACGAUUCAGUCGCAGGCGGUGACGAUCGACGACGUCCAGGGGAUGACGGACGGAAUCGCAAUCACUCUCGGAGCCGUUCGCGCGAACGAAGACGGGCACCGGAUGAACAUCGGGGACGAUCCCCGGUGCACUAUCGUGGUGGAAACCGGCGUCCACCGUUCGGUGGUGGUGGUCAGCACUUUAAUCGAUUCAAUCCUCAACGUCGGUUCAGCGGCGGCGGCGGCGGCGGUGGUGGUUUCGUUGGUGGAUCGUACUAUUCGCGACCAGCUCGUCCGCGUUUCGGAGGCAAUGAGCGACAGGAUCGCGAUCGGCGUCGAUCCAGAAGCCGUGACGAAAAACGUUCACGCCGAGAUCGUUCAAACAGUCGCUCCCGAAGUCCGGAUCGGCGUCAUCGCCGGCGGCACAGUAGCGAUUCGCAAAGUUCCGCAUCGCCCGAUCGUUCGCUGCGCCAUCGCUCCGAGUCGCCGAAGGAAGCGCGCGCCUCACGGCCCGCACGUGCGUCCCACGAGAGAGGUGGCCACGGGAAGGGCUUCAAUGGGAAGGAAAAGGAGAGCGUAAAGAAAGAGAAAAGCCCGGGUUCGGUGGCAACCGCGAUCGUGGCCGCAGCUACCGCUGCCGUAGAGGCGGCUUCACAAGCGGUGGCGGUGAGCGUGAAGAAGGAGUGCAGCAUCUCGGAGGAGGAAAAGUCAAGGCUGCAGAAGGAAAAGAUGCUGAAGCGUGCCGAAACGUUGCUGCUGCUCAAGAGCCAUAUGGAGAAGGAGAUCGAAGAGCAACAGCGCAAGGCACGCGAAAAGCAGGAACACCGUGUGAAAAUUGAACGCGGUGACGAUGGAGCGCUCGAUGCGGUCAUGGAUUUGGCCCAGCUGAAGCAACUCAAGAAGGAAACGCUCGAAAAACUCAAUGCACAGGAGGCCGCCCAGCGCAUUCUGCAGACCGUCGUUACGAAUGUCGGUGCGGUGGCUACCUCCAGCGGCCAUAAGAAGAAGUCGAAAGCAAGUGGAAAGCGUCGCUCGUCCAGCACGUCCUCUUCGUCCUCGUCCUCGUCGUCUGCCUCUUCCUCGAGGGGGUCCUCUUCGAAGAAGGAAAAGAACCGCAAGAAGCGCAAGGAGAAGAAGCGCAAACAUCGGCGACAUUCGUCGAGUAGCUCGUCCUAGAAGUACUCCUAGGAUCAAUUCCUGGUCAAUUCCUGGUUGUCCGUAUACUACCCUACCAGCACGGUUUUCCUGUGCUAUAUCUCCUGCCCGUCCACCAGGCAGAUGCAGGUGCCUCGGCACCAAUUUGAGUAAUGGUUUGCAUUUUC